This is a messenger RNA of Onychomys torridus (southern grasshopper mouse), 5760 nucleotides long. It is a transcript of the gene Gnao1, whose product is annotated as G protein subunit alpha o1. Gene Ontology annotation, cellular component: heterotrimeric G-protein complex. Gene Ontology annotation, biological process: adenylate cyclase-modulating G protein-coupled receptor signaling pathway; G protein-coupled dopamine receptor signaling pathway. Gene Ontology annotation, molecular function: GTPase activity; GTP binding; corticotropin-releasing hormone receptor 1 binding. The transcript has 8 exons. NCBI's taxonomy places the organism in Eukaryota, Metazoa, Chordata, Mammalia, Rodentia, Cricetidae. The record is from RefSeq and is a predicted model, not a curated record. The coding region runs from base 793 to 1857 and encodes 354 amino acids.
CGCCCGCCCCGGCGCGCGCGCGCGCGCGUGUACCCAGCCCUCCCUGCCCGCCUCUUCUCGCGCUCCCCGCUGGCCGCGGCUCCCUCGCGCUCUCCCCGUCUCCUCUCCGCUCCGCCGGGCGAUGCCAGCUCUGGGCCCCGGCGACGCCGCCUCCCGCUAGAGAUCUGCCCCCUCCCCCGGCCCGACCCCCUGCCCAGCCCUGCCCAGCGCGCGGGGGUCGGAGAAGGCGCUGCGGACGCACCGACGGCCGAGGAGCGGCGAUGCACAUGCACUAGCGGCACCCCCUAACUCACUCCCUCCACACCCCGCGCCGCCGCCGCCUCCACCUUCUCCGCCUCCGCCUCCUCCUCCUCCGCCUCCGGCAGCCGCGGCAGAAGGACCCACCCUGCCCCCCACCCCACCCUCCGCCGGCUCUGGCUGCGGAUCCAGCCUCGACUCCUAUUUUAUUUAUUUUGGGUCGUGCACUAGCCUCAGUGCCUGCAGCCCGCGCCUCCCGGGCCCGCGGGCGCCUCCUCCCUCGGCUCCGGAGCCCCAGACCCCGGCCGCCCGCACCUCGACACCCCCAGACCCCGGCCAGCCGCCGCUAGUCUUCGCCGCUGGAAUCUUGAUAGAGGCUGUCUUUUUUGGGGGGGUUCUGGUCUUUCGACAAUUUUGUUUCCAGCCAAGGAGAGGAUAUCGUGAUUUUUUUCCCCUUUGAGCCCAGGCUCUGCUCUUUUGGGGGGGGGGGGGGCGCGCCGACCCGGGGAGUCGUGCCAGCCGAGUCGUGCGGGCUGUGGCAGGGAAGGGGCCACCAUGGGAUGUACUCUGAGCGCAGAGGAGAGAGCCGCCCUCGAGCGGAGCAAGGCGAUUGAGAAAAACCUCAAAGAAGAUGGCAUCAGCGCCGCCAAAGACGUGAAAUUACUCCUGCUGGGGGCUGGAGAAUCAGGAAAAAGCACCAUUGUGAAGCAGAUGAAGAUCAUCCAUGAAGAUGGCUUCUCUGGAGAAGAUGUAAAGCAGUACAAGCCUGUUGUCUACAGCAACACCAUCCAGUCUCUGGCCGCCAUUGUCCGGGCCAUGGACACUUUGGGUGUGGAGUACGGCGACAAGGAGAGAAAGGCGGACUCCAAGAUGGUGUGUGAUGUGGUGAGCCGUAUGGAAGACACUGAACCCUUCUCUACAGAACUGCUGUCUGCUAUGAUGCGGCUCUGGGGUGACUCGGGGAUCCAAGAGUGCUUCAACCGUUCUCGGGAGUAUCAGCUCAAUGAUUCUGCCAAAUACUACCUGGACAGCCUGGAUCGGAUUGGAGCUGCUGACUACCAGCCCACUGAACAGGACAUCCUCCGAACCAGGGUCAAAACCACCGGCAUUGUAGAAACCCACUUCACAUUCAAGAACCUUCACUUCAGGCUGUUUGAUGUUGGGGGCCAGCGAUCUGAACGCAAGAAAUGGAUCCAUUGUUUUGAGGAUGUCACGGCCAUCAUCUUCUGUGUCGCACUCAGCGGCUAUGACCAGGUGCUCCACGAGGACGAAACCACGAACCGCAUGCACGAAUCCCUGAAGCUCUUCGACAGCAUCUGUAACAACAAGUGGUUCACCGACACCUCCGUCAUCCUGUUCCUCAACAAGAAGGACAUAUUCGAGGAGAAGAUCACCAAGUCCCCACUGACCAUCUGCUUUCCUGAGUACACAGGCCCCAGUGCCUUCACAGAAGCUGUGGCUCACAUCCAGGGGCAGUAUGAGAGUAAGAAUAAAUCAGCUCACAAGGAAAUCUACACCCAUGUCACCUGUGCCACGGACACCAACAACAUCCAAUUUGUCUUUGAUGCUGUGACGGACGUCAUCAUCGCCAAAAAUCUGCGGGGCUGUGGACUCUACUGAGCCCUGACCUCCUGCCCAGCCUGCUGCUCACUUCUCCCCUGGACCCAGAGCUCUGCCACCGCUCGGAUGCUCUGUGCACUGCAGAAAAACCCAGAGGCUGGCCCUGGGGGAGGAGGAGGCAUCCUUUGAGCAUCCCCACACUACCCCACUCCAGCUGCAUGACACAUGGGAACAGGGUUGGGCAGAGGUGUGGAGCGCCACACACCACAAAGCCAGAGACAGCGGCAUACCACCUGAGUGUUGCUCGCUGGCCAGCUGUGUCUUUUCAAUGUUUCACUCAGGGCCUGAGUGGGCAGCGCUGCCAUAUGGUUUGGAGUGGGCGUGUCUUGUGCCCCAUGCCUCCUACUCAAAGUCCUUAUGUCUCUUCCUCAGCUGGGGUGAUAGGGUGGCUGGUGAUGGCCCUGUGGCAGGUGCUGGCUGAUUAGGGGAUAGUAGAUGCCAUCUUUCAGCUUUCCUUAGCGUCUGUUUGGUAGAGGGCAGUUCCGUCGCCAAACGCCAACAUGGAAUCAAGGCACUUGUGGGGUGCAAAGGUUCAGACCUUGGGGAAGGCUUCCCUCCUCCUUCAUCUUGGAUCUUAGCCCUUCUCUGGAUCUUCCCUUGCCCUUGGACUUCCCAGAAAACUCAGCCCUGACUCCUUUGGACCUGAGAAUAUUCCUUAAGACCUGCUGACUGCAGUGGUGCAUGGGUGGGGAGAUAGGUCCUGUGCCACAUGCGUUAGGGUGGGAAGGAAGCUGAGGGCAGGCAGCUCUUCCUGCGUAGGUUGAUCGUAAGUCCUGAGAGAGCCAUCUGUUGGUUCUACUCAGACAGGCUCGGCUGCCCUGAGUUCUGAGUGAGUAGAUAUGCUUCUCCAGUCAUAGGCAGAGUAGGCAGAGCCCCUGGGACCGGAGGCUCUUGAAGCAAGUACAAGAGUCUUUACUAGGUAAUGUACUAAGCCAGUUACUGAAGCCAGUGCCAUACUUUACUCCACCUUGGUCAAGAAGUCAGGAAGCAAGCCCUUGUAUAUUCCUGGUCUCAAGGCAGAGAGCAAGCGAUGAGCCAACAGCACCCUGAAGUGUGAGCUUAGGAAGAGUAUAAGCCAACGCAGACAUACAACCAGCCCCCUGGGGAAGAGCUUUAGGAGCCCAGGGAGGGACUUUGCUGCAGAGGUUCCUAUGCAAAAGGGGCUGGGAUGGUUUUGGCGCCCUAGCCUCAGCUGACUUGGAACAGUCGGAACAUUUCCCUGUCUGUCAUUCCUAGACAUCUCCAGUCAGCUGUACCACAGCCUGUGGUUCAGGCAGGCUUGUGUGCUCACCGCAUAGGCUGUACCUAGGGAUGCAGAUGUGUCCACAGGAGGGUGGGGGAAGGGCUGCACCUAGAAGGGCCUCUGCUUUCCUCAAGCCCUGUGUUCUCCUGACCUCCACUCGGAACAGUGCUCAGUCCUAGGCCUGGGCUUUCACACACACACACACACACACACACACACACACACACACACACACACACACACGGGCAUGCCAACAGCUCUGGGCUUGUUGGUUCCAACAAGAACAGAACUCUGGUAGUCCAGGGAAACACGGGAACCUUCCCCAGUGCCAAAUGCUUGCAGAGUUGAUCCUCUGGGAAGCUAGCCCCAGUCUGGCUGCCUUGCCACUUCCCCCUCAACCCACGCUGUCUGCACCGCCAUCAUUGUAGGACCUUGUGCCAGGAACUGGGAGGGAUCAGAGAACAGACUCCCGGAGCCUACAAUCUCAGUGACCUGAUGUGGUGACUAAGGCCAAUUCAUUCAUUGGCCCCACACUGAAGAUACAGCAGUGAUUUCUCAGCAUCACCCACUGUGUGUGGCCACCUGAGUCCCCAGACUGUAACCCCAAAUUUAAAAACACCUGCAAUCAAGGGAUAUUGGCCAAGCCCCAUCUUUUAAGACCAUUUCCGGGAAGGUGGAAGUCUCCAUUCCUAUCAACAUACAGCUUCCACUCCCCAAGGAACCACUUCAGAUCACUGCAGCAUGGUAGCCAGAGCCCUCAGCUAGACCAGGGCCUGGACCCGGCCCCCCAACCCGUUUGACCUACCUAUCUUGCCUACUAUCUUGCACCGCUCUCAACGCCCCCACUCUGGCCAUCCGAGAGAGGGAGGUCUUAGGCUGUCUACUCUAAGCCCUCAAGAGCAUGGUCCACAGGGAAAACUAUCCUGUCUCCCAUCUGUGUCAUCACCAGCAGCAGCUCUACCCUGGGGGGCAAACGUGCAUGAUCGAUGAGGCUUGGCUCCGUCGUGGUUUUGGGUGUUGGGAGAGAGUUGUAAGUGACCAGACCAGGUCUGUGGUGGCCGUAUCAGUGGCCAUCCUAUAGUUUCUGAGUGGUCUACCUGAGCAGGCCAGGAGCCAGUUUCUAGGAAGAGUGCCUUCACCACAUUCAUGGGACCGUGCCCAUUGCUAGAUGUCUGUGGGCAAGUCCUGUGCCCUGUACCAACAACCAUUCCAAGAAUCUUCCCUCUAAACAUGGGUAGAGGCCCCCAAAUGUCUGGUCUGAGUUGUGGAGGGUUAAACUCUGCUUUGGGGAUGAAGACAGAAUCCUCCCAGUCUGAGCCACUCACUGGUAGUGCUGGCCUUCAGCCUCCCAUGAUCCCUUCUGUGCAGCCCCUAGAUCCUGGUGCCCUGUCCCUUUGGAUCCUUUUGGACCAGGCAAAAGACCUCCAUCAUCUCAGCCUCCCAGCCCAGGCCAACACCCUACUGUUAGGAGCUGAAGGCACCUGACCUGUGUGGACUGCACUGGAUAUCACUGAGUGUCCUUCUCAACCCCAUAACCUGGCCGUCUACAGCACACCCCUCGCAGGGAGGCUGGCAGUGCUUCACCCAGCCCUUUCCUUCUGCAGAAAGUACUGCUGUAAGAAAUGCACCCAUAGAUCCCACAUACCACCUGCUGACAAACAGCCAGUGCCCUGAGGGUAGGCUUGACUCUCUUCCUGACCCCUCCCCUUCUCCAUCAACACAGUCUCCUGACAAGGAGGCCUCCCACACCCAGGAGAGACUCAUGAAGCCUCCAGAUCUUCCCUCCCCGCCCAGUAGUAGCCUGCCACCCUCUCUUGAGGAUUCUGGGGCACAGAGCAUCUUCUAGCUGCCACCGCUUUUCUCUGAGCCUCCUGGUAAGCUCCAGAUACACUCCCAGGGCUCUCAAGAACCCAGUCCCGAGACUCCAGCACCUCUCACCAGAGAUUCGGUCUGGACUGCUGGAGGCAAGCACUUCCAGGCUGUUGAUCCUGUCAGGCUACAACCUAGAGAAAGGAAGCCCCAGCAUCCCAAAGAACAGGGCCAGGGCUAUAGGCAGGCCUCCCGACAGCCCACCCCUCAGGAAGAAAAAGCCUUGUACACACCUGCUUAGAGUGGGUUGGGCUUACAGACACUCCCCCGUGCCAGAUGAUGGCCAUGUCAAGAAGGGAGCAAGUGGAGGAAAACCAGAAAUAAUAGUCUCCAUCCAAAGCCCUGGGCCCAGUAGUCGGAGUGGGGUACCCUAUGAGGGGCAGCUUUCUUUCCCCCAAGUACGAAAGGCCACCAGCAGAAACUGCCCUUCCGAGAAGCCCUCAGCCUCCCCCCCCCCUUUUGCUUCUUGCACCAGCCACAGCUGCCUACCCUGCAUGGGCAGCAGCCCCCCACUUCCCAGGCUUCCCCCUGGCUUCUGACUUGACCCCUGUGGCCUGUGCACCUUCUAUCCCAGGCCAGAGGCCGGGUACCCCAUGUUCCCCUUAGCAGAGCCUUCUUAGGUGCAGUGCCCCCCCCCCCAACCCAUUGCCAUCACCUACCCUCAUUAACUGUAAUUUUGUAAGAAGAGUGACUUGCUGGUUUAAUAAAUACCUAGUUAUUGUAAUAAUUUAUUGGCUGCCAUAAUGUAUUUAUUAGUCACCCUCCAUUAAUAAAAACGCCAGCUCUUUCUA